GUGAGGAAAACUCCGCGGGUUUCCCCUCGAGCGUGUUCGCUGGGGGCGUUAACGGGCGAGCGAGGGGGAAAGGUCCGACCAAGCCAUCAUUUCUGAAGAAAGCCCUUGGAGAGCACGGCUGGGUCUGCGUUCGGUUGGAGUCGCUGGUUCCGGAGGAGGGCUUGUUGGGCAUUUUAUGUGGCCGGGCCUACGCCUGGCGCGGCGCGAGAAGCGCAGAGACGCCCCCGGGAGUUGGCCAUUCCUGACGGGCGCCAGACCGCGGGGCUCCGACCCGGGAGCGCUUUUCAGAAAAUAUCGUCGGACAGGGGGGUCAUCAGAUAGUGUUUCAUUAGGAGGUGCCUAGAAAGGCACACUCCUUAUUCAGGCCUCAAAGUUCGCUAAGGAGGAAAAAAGCAGAAACUGACAGAGACACUGACAUGGAUUAGUGGGAAGCCGGGAGAAGCAGUGGGGUCCAGCCUAUGAGUGGGGUAGUUCGGUGAGGAUUAUGUAAAAAAGUAGGAGGGUUGGGGAUUCAGUUGAAAAUUCAGACCUAACGCAGGUGAGGCGUUAGUCUCUGGAUUAGCUGGUCUGAAGUUAACUCUCUUUGUGUCAAAAUUCAAGUUCCGGUUAUUAGAUGGGGUUAGUUCUGCCUGCUCUUUCGGUGGCUUACAGGUUUUCGGAAAAGUGUUUGAAAAUACGUGACAGGCGGAUACAGAGGUGGAACUAUUCCAAGGAAGAUGAUAUCAUCAAAUUGAAUCGAAAAGAAGGAAAAAAGCAGAAUUUUCCAAGACUAAAUAGAAGACUCCAGCAAAGUAGUGCCCGACAAUUCAGGAUGAGAGUACGCUGGGGAAUCCAACAGAAUUCUGGUUUUGGCAAGAAUAGUGUGAGCCGGAGAGGAAGAGUAAUGCCUGGAAAGAGACGUCCUUAUGGAGUUAUUACUGGCCUUGCAGCUAGGAAAGCAACUGGAAUUCGAAAAGGAAUUAGUCCUAUGAAUCGACCACCUCUGAGUGACAAGAAUAUAGAACGGUAUUUUCCAGCAUUAAAAAGGAAGGCCAACCUUCUGAGACAAAAUGAAGUACAGAGAAAAGCAGUUGCAGUUCUUAAGAGACCUAACCAGCUAAAUAGAAAAAAUAACAUUCCAGCCAAUUUUAGCAGGAGUGGAAAUAAAUUAAGUCAUCAGAAAGAUACUCGUCAGGCAACUUUUCUUUUCAGAAGAGGCCUAAAGGUUCAGGCCCAGUUGAACACAGAACAACUGCUAGACGAUGUAGUAGCAAAGAGAACUCGUCAAUGGCGGACUUCCACCACAAAUGGAGGAAUUUUGACUGUCUCCAUUGACAAUCCUGGAGCAGUGCAAUGCCCAGUAACUCAGAAACCACUAUUAACUCGUACUGCUGUACCCUCAUUCUUAAAACGGGAGCAAUCUGAUGUAAAGAAAGUUCCUAAAGGUGUCCCUCUACAAUUUGACAUAAAUAGUGUUGGAAAACAGACAGGGAUGACUUUGAAUGAGCGAUUUGGGAUCCUGAAGGAACAAAGAGCCACCCUCUCAUUCAACAAAGGAGGAAGCCGCUUUGUAACCGUGGGAUAGAUCCCAUGUCAAAGGGACUUUUGAGUGAUGACUCUGUUUUAAAAGUUGAAUUGCUUGAUGAGUUCAUCACAGAAAUUCAAGAAACUUUAUUUCAAAAUAUUCACAAAGCUAAAUAACUCUUAUUUUUAUUUUUGAGGUUUUUUUUUUUUUUAAACAUGUAUAAAUAAUACCCUGAAAGAAUAACAGGGAAUAAUGCACCUAUCUGUUCUUAAGAUUUCAUGGUUGGCUCAGACAGAACAAUUCUCUAUUUGACGUCUUUUGUCCUUCAUGCAGCAGAAAGAAGACAGAAAGAUAGAAAUUGAUUAUUUUUAUGACAGUGGUAUUUAGGAUCUUCAUCACUUUUUUUAUUUGCCAUGUAAAUUUUGGUCUUCAGAAAUAUGAGUAGGUCCCUUGGUUGCUGUCACCUAUCCUUUAAUAGUGUUGAUGUAAUAAGUGCAGUUGACUUUUCUUCAUUAGCGAUAUUUAAAAAAAAUCAUUAGAAUUUCAGUUUUGAGUUUUAAGAUUUAUGGGAAUAUCUGGAAUUUGGUUCAUUUUUCAGAAGACCUUAGGUUAAUUCUCCAGAGUUAUAAAUCUUUAAUAUUGAACUUUUAACAAGAAAUGUGACUUUAGGCAUUAGUCUUUGUUUAAAAUGUUGAUGUUUAAAGGCUAUAAAUGUGUGUUUACAAAAUUGUCUGAUAGAACCUUGGAGAAGGUCCAAUGUAAAAACCUAACAGUUGUAUUUGGUAAAUGAAGAAAGCAGGAGAGGAAGUAGCAGGUUGAGGUGAAAAACUUAAAAACCCAGGACAUAGCUAUACUGUGUGGAUUUAGUGUAGGCUUGAAUCUAGUGUCCAUGAAGAAUUCUUCAAAUGAUAUUUAGAAAAAUUAUAAUUAUCAAAAUAGAUUGAGUCCUUUAGAUAUUUUGAUGAUAAAAUCAACAGCCAUAAAGUCCUAGACUUCUUAUUCAAAAGUUAAAUUUUAUAAGCUUUUUAAGCUUGUUAAUUUAACAGUAUAAAGCUUCAAAAUCAAAAAUAUACUUGUAUAUGUCACGAAGACAAAAUGGCAAUUGAGUUACAUUGUAACUUUAGUUUAUACCUUUCUUGUAUAAAGUUCAGGCAUUUAUAGUGAGGGUUUUUUUUUUCCCUCCCACACUCUGGAGGAGUGGGAGGAAUUAAUCUGUUGUGCCAAGCUAGUGCUGAAAGUUUUCAGAUGAUUGUAUACUAUAAGUUACAGUAUAAUGCCAAAAUGCAGCAAAAUAUUCCAGCUACAAGUUCAAUCAUUCUGAAGUUUAACCUUUUGGUUUGCUAUAAUGUUGAAACCUCUAAGUAGGUGUUAGUUUCCCUAGAGUGUAUUGGUGUUAAUUUUCCCUGUAAAACAAAACAAAACAUUAAGUUAUCACUCUUGCCUGCCUUGUAUUGUAUAUUAGACUUCAUUGUUUUCUCAUGCAUCUUGGGUUAUUUGGUUUAUGCUAGCCACAGAAAAGUAUCAGCAGUUUCAUGCUUAUACCAAAGAAUUAAAUCUGAUCCUUAAUAUCUGGUAUUUUGCCAGUAAGUCUACUGAUAAGGGAUUAUUGGAAGCCAGUCACACAAUUUGAAAAUAAGCUCUAGUCUCCUUAGGCCAAGGACUCAUUGCAAAACAUUUUUGCAAGUACAAAUGCUUAGAUUUCAUCCAUGAAUCUUACAUUUUAUUUUAGACUGGUUUAGAAUAACUGGUAGCUUAUUUUAAAGCAAAGGAAAAAUAACUGAGCACAAAUUUGCUGUCUUUAGAACAGUUUGUGAAAAUAUGGUAUAAAGAAGUUUUCAUUUUUUUUAUUUUAAAUAUUGUAUGGAGCUAUUAUGCCAUUUUUCUUGAAAACCUUAAAAAUUGCCCCAAAUAUUGAUGUUAAUUGCAUCAAACAACAAAAUGUCUUUGGUAUAUUAAACUUUUGCUCUUCAUGCAUCUCUAAUUUCAUUUUCUUUUUAAAUACAAAAUUUUACCUUUGUUACAACUAAAUUAAAAUUCUUGAGUGCUAACAUGUGUAUAAACAAAAGAAUAUGCUUUGUCAGAGGAAAAUUCCCUUUCUUGGAAUAUGGUUGUAGUCAUCCUUUUUCAGUUCUUAAAUUUUUAAAAAACAGGAUACAACUUAAAAUUUCCUUUGCAUCAAGGUGUAUGCAAAACAUUGAUGCAGUGCAUCACAAAAUGAGAGUUUGUAUUUAAUGAGGAGGUGCUUUACAUUGUACUUUUUGGUGUUUUUUGGAAAAGUUACAAAUUUAGAUCUAUUCUGAAGCUGUUCAUUUUUAACAAAUAAAAUGUUACAGGUCUCACAUUUA
Hyaena hyaena (striped hyena) is the source of this 3849-nucleotide messenger RNA. RefSeq names its product forty-two-three domain containing 1 (gene FYTTD1). Bases 614 to 1564 code for a protein of 316 amino acids. NCBI's taxonomy places the organism in Eukaryota, Metazoa, Chordata, Mammalia, Carnivora, Hyaenidae. Gene Ontology annotation, molecular function: mRNA binding. The record is from RefSeq and is a predicted model, not a curated record. The transcript has 9 exons. Gene Ontology annotation, biological process: mRNA export from nucleus.